Molecule: messenger RNA, 1416 nt
Organism: Lactuca virosa
Lineage: Eukaryota; Viridiplantae; Streptophyta; Magnoliopsida; Asterales; Asteraceae
Source: the annotation of a GenBank genome assembly
AUGUUUACUGGAACUCCCUCAUUCCUUGAUGCUUCAAUCAAUGAAUCAUUCGGUAACCUCUUGGCCAAAUUUUCGCAAACAAACAAUCUUAGAGCCAUCAAGAAAGUCCAUGCUCAUUUACUUAGAACAGGCAUAAUCUUCAUUUCUUACACCCUCCAAACCAAUCUCGCAUACGCACAUACGAAUUGUUCUCAAGAAAACAACAUUCAAACACUAACCAAAUUCUUCAAUUCCUCCAUUCUCACACACCCGGUUCCCUUCAAUUCGAUCCUUUCUUGUUUUGUUAGAAAUGGACAUCCUUCUGUUGCUCUCAAAACAUUCACUUUCAUGCAUGUCAGUGGCGUUCCAAUAGACACAUACGCUUUGUGUAGCUCGUUAACAGCGUCUUGUUUGACUCGAGAUGUCGGGUUCGGGAAACAGAUCCAUACCCAUGUAGUGAAAUCUGGGUGUGGUUCUAGUGUGUUCUUAGGCAGUGCCUUAGUUGAUUUCUACUCAAAAUCAAUGGCUAUUCUUGAUGCAGCAAAGGUGUUCGAUGAAAUUCCUCUGAAGAACACAGUCUGCGCAAAUGCGCUUCUUUCAGCUUAUUCCGAUGCUAAAAUGUGGGAGAAUGGUAUCACAUUACUCCGCAGUAUGCCUGGUUUACAUUUAUGUUAUGAUAAUUGGACCUUUUCCAUGGCUUUGAGUAUAUGUUCUGGGAUGUAUGCAAUCGAAUUAGGUAGUCAACUACACGCAAAAGUAAUUCGAACAAUUCACAAUGCAAAAUCUGACGUCUUUCUCUUGAGUUCACUAAUUGAUUUAUAUGGAAAAUGCGGGCUAUUAAUCAAAGCGAAACAAGUCUUUUCCAUGGCAGAAUCUCCCGAUGUGGUUUUAUGGACAUCAAUGCUUAACGUAUAUGGUAAAAACGGGAAUCACAAAGAAGUAAUUCAACUUUUCAAAAAGAUGUUAACAAAGAAAGUUAAACCAGAUGGGGUGGCGUUUGUUACUGUUAUCUCAGCUUGUGGUCACACGGGUCAAAUUGAUCUUGGCAUCGAGUAUUUCAAGUCCAUGGGUCGGGAUUUUGGGAUAAACCCAAAUCCCGAGCAUUACGGGUGCCUUGUUGACUUGUUUUGUAGAGCAGGUGAGUUAGAAAAGGCUUGGAAUGUGGUGAAAAACAUGCCAAGUAAAGCGACCCAAAGUGUCUCUGUUUGGGGGGCGUUGCUGAGUGCUUGUUGUGAUCAUGGACAUGUUGAUUUGGGGAAGUUUGCAGCUCGAAGAGCACUUGAAUUGGAUCCUAUGAAUACUGGGAUUUAUGUUUUAUUGUCGAAUAUGUAUGCUAAAUGUGGUUUAUGGGAUGAAAUCCAACAAUUAAGGGAAUUGAUGGAAAAUAAAGGGUUAAAGAAAGACACUGGAUGUAGUUGGAAUGUUGGAUUGAGGUGA